AUGUCAGGGACACAGAACAGCUCGAAUGUGACUGGUAACUGGACUAAUCAAUUCGCACAGCCUUCGUGGCGGGUGGCACUGUGGUCGGUGGCGUACAGCUCCAUCCUGGCAGUGGCUGUGUUCGGGAAUCUUGUGGUGAUGUGGAUUAUCGUGGCGCACAGACGGAUGCGCACUGUAACCAACUACUUUUUGCUCAACCUGGCAUUUGCUGAUGCUUCCAUGGCCGCUUUUAAUACUUUAAUUAAUUUUAUUUACGCUGCUCAUGGAGAUUGGUACUUUGGAGAGGCGUAUUGCAAAUUUCAUAACUUUUUUCCUGUGACUUCAGUGUUCGCCAGCAUCUACUCCAUGACUGCCAUAGCUGUGGAUAGGUACAUGGCCAUAAUCCACCCUCUGAAGCCUCAUCUAUCAGCUACAGCCACUAAAGUAGUGAUCGUGUGUAUCUGGGUGCUAGCUGUGGUGCUUGCCUUCCCCCUCUGCUUCUUCUCUACCAUUAGGAAAUUACCCAGGAGGACUCUGUGCUAUGUGGCCUGGCCUCAGCCCAGCGACGAUGCUUUCAUGUACCAUAUCAUAGUCAUGGUUCUGGUGUACAUGCUACCCUUGGUGGUAAUGGGAAUCACCUACACUAUAAUCGGAGUGACACUGUGGGGAGGAAAAAUCCCCGGAGACACAUCAGAUAACUAUCACGGGCAGCUACGUGCCAAGAGGAAGGUAGUGAAAAUGAUGAUCAUAGUCGUCGUGACGUUUGCGAUCUGUUGGCUGCCAUACCACAUCUACUUCUUAAUCACGGGUCUGAACAAAGCCUUGGUUAGAUGGAAGUCCAUCCAGCAAGUCUACCUGUCAGUCAUGUGGUUGGCCAUGAGCUCUACUAUGUACAACCCCAUCAUCUACUGCUGCCUCAACAGCAGGUUCCGGGCUGGCUUUAAACGGGCGUUGCGCUGGUGCCCGUUCGUGCGCUUGUCCAGCUACGAUGACCUGGAACUGCGAGCCACUCGGUUGCACGCGACACGCCAGAGCAGCAUGUGCACGCUCUCUCGCGUCGAGACCUCUAUGAUCGCCAUGCCUGACCCCAUCGACGGCUCUGCCAAGCGGAAAAGCCUGAUCAACCACCAACACCAAAAUCACAACGGCGGCUCUCAUUCCACCAGGAGGGCCCACAAGUACACACCCGUAUGCGACCCGCAUGAGGACUUCUGUUGA
Molecule: messenger RNA, 1197 nt
Organism: Trichomycterus rosablanca
Lineage: Eukaryota; Metazoa; Chordata; Actinopteri; Siluriformes; Trichomycteridae
Gene: tacr3a
Product: tachykinin receptor 3a
Exons: 5
Coding region: 1-1197 (398 amino acids)
Biological process (GO): positive regulation of flagellated sperm motility; G protein-coupled receptor signaling pathway
Cellular component (GO): sperm midpiece; plasma membrane
Molecular function (GO): tachykinin receptor activity
Source: RefSeq, a predicted model, not a curated record